This is a messenger RNA of Oryza brachyantha (malo sina), 1997 nucleotides long. Its product is annotated as glucan endo-1,3-beta-glucosidase-like. Gene Ontology annotation, molecular function: hydrolase activity, hydrolyzing O-glycosyl compounds. Bases 112 to 1530 code for a protein of 472 amino acids. Lineage: Eukaryota; Viridiplantae; Streptophyta; Magnoliopsida; Poales; Poaceae. The record is from RefSeq and is a predicted model, not a curated record. Gene Ontology annotation, biological process: carbohydrate metabolic process. The transcript has 3 exons. Gene Ontology annotation, cellular component: plasma membrane.
CUGUGUGUCAGUGUGUGUUAGCAAGAGAAGAGAAGAGGAGAGGAGAGGAGCGUGGUCGAGUUUGAAAUCCACUCAAAAGCAAAGCGAAGCGAAGCGAUGAGAUGAGAUGAGAUGAGAAACCCACCUACGAAGAAACCCAAUACCACUAUUAUGCUGCUCUUCCUCUUCCUCCUCCUCCUCGCCUCGCCGGCGGCGCAGGCGGUGCUGCCUUCCAUGGCCGUCGGCGUCAACUACGGCGCCAACGCCGACAACCUCCCUCCGCCCAAGGACGUCGCCACCUUCCUCGCCGCCCACACCACCAUCGACCGCGUCAAGCUCUUCGACGCCAACCCGGCCUUCAUCUCCGCCUUCGCCAACACCGGCAUCUCCCUCGCCGUCUCCCUCCCCAACUCCGCCCUCCCUUCCCUCGCCGACAAGACCACCGGCCUCGACGCCGCCCGCUCCUGGGUCCGCGCCAACCUCUCCCCCUUCGUCCCCGCCACCAACGUCUCCCUCCUCCUCGCCGGCAACGAGAUCCUCCUCUCCCCCGACCCCAACCUCGUCGUCUCCCUCCUCCCCGCCAUGCGCCGCCUCGCCCAGGCCCUCACCCUCGAGGGCCUCACCGGUGUCCGCGUCACCACCCCGCACUACCUCGGCAUCCUCGCCCCCUCCGACGGGAUCCCCUCCAACGCCCGCUUCCGCCCCGCCUACGACACCAAGCUCUUCCCGCCGAUGCUCCAGUUCCACCGCGACACCGGCUCGCCCUUCAUGGUCAACCCCUACCCCUACUUCAGCUACAACAACCAGACGCUCAACUACGCGCUCUUCCGCCCCAACCGCGGCGUCUACGACCCCAACACCAAGCUCAACUACACCUCCAUGUUCGACGCCCAGAUGGACGCCAUCUACACCGCCAUGAAGCGCCUCGGCUACGGCGACGUCCCCAUCGCCGUCGGGGAGGCCGGCUGGCCCACGCAGGCCGACCCCGGCCAGCUCGGCGUCGGCGUCGACGAGGCCAGGGACUUCAACGAGGGGAUGCUACGCGUCGUCAGCAGCGGCAAGGGGACGCCGCUCAUGCCCAACCGCAAGUUCGAGACAUACAUCUUCUCCCUCUUCGACGAGAACCAGAAGCCAGGGCCCAUCGCCGAGAAGCACUUCGGCAUCCUCAACCCCGACUUCACCCCCAUCUACGACCUCGGCCUCCUCCGCCAAUCCGACUCUGGGGCCCCAAACCCUGCGCCAAAUCCAUCACCCAACCCUAGUCCAAAACCUGCCCCAUCUGGUGGAGGGCAGUGGUGUGUUGCUAAGGCUGGUGCGAGCGAUACUGAUUUGCAGAACAACAUCAACUAUGCAUGUGGCUAUGUUGACUGUAAACCUAUACAAAGCGGUGGUGCGUGCUUUGAUCCGAACAAUGUGCAGUCCCAUGCUGCAUUUGUGAUGAAUGCCUUCUACCAGGCCAAUGGCCGGCACGACUAUGAUUGUGACUUCAAGGGCACCGGCGUGGUCACCUCCAAUGACCCGAGCUACGGAAGUUGCAAAUACGUCUCCUGACGGGGCGCAGCAAGCUAUGGCAGUGCUGGUGCAGUGGCACCAGCUUCGAGUCCACCUCCAGGGUUGAGUCACGGCAGCGCUGGAGUGUUGCCGAUACUGCCUGGCUUGCGCCACAUUUUUCUCUACUCAUGUCUGACAGCAACAAUGCUUCUUCCUUAGAAGAGCUACUAGUUGAUCAUAUUCAUUAUGCUCCCCUUAGCACAGGGGGAAGAGCCUAUAUAUUAUUCGAUUGUGUAUCCAUUUCCAUUACCAGUCAGUUCUAGCUUGUGUUUGGCGAUACCGCAAUUCUUUUUUUGCUGUGUAGUGAAGUAUUUGUGCUUACCUUAUCAUUCCAUUCUAUUCUAUGUAGGAAUAUAAAAGAAAUGGAGCCUCAGUCUCGUUGAUGCUACUCCUUUUGUUUCCCAUGUUUGAAUGUACAGAGGGUAGGAGGCUUGCAGCCUGCUUCUGCAAGUCUUUUGCAUUGGUCA